AUGAGGCUCUUCAAGUCGAACACAGAGGCUACGCAAGAACCAGACUUAGAUCUGGCUGCGGAAACAGGCCAUGUCGAGAAGAAUCCGCUGCCCGUUCACAAUGAGGGCACUGCUCAGCCGCUCUCCAUCGAUCAUCAUCUGGAGCGGCAAGUCGUCCGUAAACUGGACAUUAAUCUCGUUCCGCUGGUGAUGGCCCUAUACCUUUUGGCCUUCCUUGAUCGGUCAAAUAUUGGGAACGCUCGUAUUGCUGGAAUGAGCGACGAUCUCAACCUCAUUGGAGACCGCUACGACUGGCUACUCACGAUAUUUUACAUCCCGUACAUCGUGUUCGAGUUUCUCGGCAUAAUGUGGAAGGUCGUGCCGCCUCACAUCUGGGCUACCUUUGUCGUCUUCCUUUGGGGGCUCGUGUCCUCUCUACAGGCAGUAGUUCAAUCCUGGGGAGGCGAAAUGGCCCUCAGAUUUAUCAUGGGAGCCGCCGAAGCAGCGUACGGGCCAGGAAUCCCAUAUCUUCUCUCGUUCUUCUAUCUCCGCCACGAAUUGGGAUUUCGAUGCGGGGUCUUUCUCUCUGCUGCUCCCCUGGCAAACACCUUUGCAGGAGCUCUUGCAUACGGCAUAACUUCAGGACAUCCCUCAAUCGCAAAAUGGAGAGUCUUGUUUCUCGUGGAAGGACUGCCGACCAUCAUCAUGGCAGCCGUUGCCUUCUUCUACCUCCCGGAUUCUCCAGAAAAGGCCAAGUUCUUGGAUGAGGAUGAGAAGAGGGGAGCAAUGGCGCGAAGCGUUCGACAAGCCGGCACUUCAAGGAGGAUAGGCGGAGUCGACUGGAAGGACUUCGGCAGAGGACUGAUUGAUAUCAAGGCCUGGUUCACGGGUCUCAUGUAUUUCAGCUGUAACGUCAGCUUCGCUUCUCUUCCAGUUUUUCUGCCGACGAUUCUCUCAGAGAUGGGCUUCUCUGAUGUGGCUGCCCAGGGUUUGACAGCCCCUCCAUUCUUUCUCUCUUUCCUCGUUACUCUCGUCACGCCGUACAUUGCCGAUCGGACUCAGCAACGCGGGCUGAUGCUCAUCGUGUUGACGAUAAUUGGUGGCGUUGGCUAUGUCAUCUUGGCAACGGCCGAGUCCGUCGGAGCUCGCUAUUUCGGCGUCUUCAUGGCAGCGGGCGGUAUUUUCCCUUCCAUUGCCAACAUUCUUCCCUGGGUGCUGAAUAACCAAGGAAGCGACACUCGCCGAGGGGCGGGGAUCGUUCUUCUGAAUGUCAUCGGGCAGUGCGGUCCUUUGCUGGGCACCCGGCUAUAUCCGGCGCGCGAGGGACCAUUCUAUGUGAAAGGUCAGUCGAUCUGCGCUGCUUUCAUGUUCUUCACAACUCUGCUGGUAAUCGGUCUGCGAACCUUGUUGGUUUGGGAGAACAAGCAGCUGGAUAAAAAGUACGGAACCAUCGAGGAGCAGAAGGCGAGGCUUUCAGAGGCGGAAAGGAGAGGCGAAGAAGCCGAUCCAGUUCUGGCUGUCGAGAAUUACGGGCCAAUGUUCAGAUAUGUGCUAUAG
Messenger RNA from Trichoderma reesei QM6a, 1536 nucleotides. RefSeq lists its product as uncharacterized. Gene Ontology annotation, cellular component: membrane. Lineage: Eukaryota; Fungi; Ascomycota; Sordariomycetes; Hypocreales; Hypocreaceae. The transcript has 6 exons. Gene Ontology annotation, molecular function: transmembrane transporter activity. Gene Ontology annotation, biological process: transmembrane transport. Bases 1 to 1536 code for a protein of 511 amino acids. The record is from RefSeq and is a predicted model, not a curated record.